Molecule: messenger RNA, 1232 nt
Organism: Phoenix dactylifera (date palm)
Lineage: Eukaryota; Viridiplantae; Streptophyta; Magnoliopsida; Arecales; Arecaceae
Source: RefSeq, a predicted model, not a curated record
CAAUCAAGCCCGUUAGUUUGUAUCAGUGCUUAAAUUAUGUUAAGCAAUGCAAAGGAUUCUAAGAGGAUGAAUGAAUGCCCGGUCAUUAUUCACCUUUUAUUUAUAAGAUAAAUGGAAGGCAGGGUCCGUUGAAUGAAGAGGUUCCGUUAGAUAGGCACUUGAAGCCUAGAGAAAUUGCUCCGCUUGUUCAUCAAAGAACAAACAGGAUGAUAUGGUCCAUAAAUUCCAUGGAGGUUGGUACCAAUGAAAUCGGAUUUACCCUCUCACUGGUGGCGGGAUCAGAAAGAGCCAUAAAACCUCUUGGGCCAACAAGAGAAUUUGGAGUCAGAAUAGGAAGCCGCAGCCGCUUUGUUCGGUAAAGUUUGGGAAGACUCGAGUGGUUUCCAAGGAUUUCUCGUCAAGCCACGUGUGGGUCGCAUGUGACCGCGGAUCCCCAAUUUCGAGAGAGCGCGCGCUGAAAUUCGUUCACGGUUUCCCCGUAGGUACCAAAAUCCGGCGGUUCUCGGUUCCUCCAAUGAAAUGAGAGAUCCGCCAGUCCGACGGCCAGAUAUAGAGACAGAAGCUCCUCCCGGAUCGCGGCCCCAUCCAACAGCCAGCGCGACAUCUGCCCAAAUAUAAAAGAGGGACCCGACCCAACCUUCGCAAUGAGGCGAAAAAGCUAAAGCUCCACGGAGGCGAUAAAGGAGGGAGAGAGCUCGAAGGAGAUGUCGGGACGCGGGAAGGGAGGCAAGGGUUUGGGUAAGGGCGGAGCGAAGCGCCACCGGAAGGUCCUCCGGGACAACAUCCAGGGCAUCACGAAGCCCGCGAUCCGGCGCCUGGCGAGGCGUGGCGGCGUGAAGCGCAUCAGCGGUCUCAUCUACGAGGAGACGAGAGGCGUGCUCAAGGUCUUCCUGGAGAACGUCAUCCGCGACGCCGUCACCUACACCGAGCACGCCCGCCGGAAGACCGUCACCGCCAUGGACGUCGUCUACGCCCUCAAGCGCCAGGGCCGCACCCUCUACGGCUUCGGCGGCUAGAGCUUAGAGUUUUGGGCAUGGCCUUAAGAUUUGAUGGACUUAUUGCUUAGCAUUUUAGUUUAACAAAUUUCCCCCCUCAAUGUUAAUGAUGUGCACAGUCGAUGGGAUUCUUCGUUUGGUAAAUUGUGUUCGCAUAACCUAUGAACGAUUUUGUAAUGGUGAUAUGCGUGUAUUUGUAGAUGGCAUUAAAUUUUAAUUAGCGCUCUAAUUCUAUGU